Arabidopsis thaliana (thale cress) is the source of this 2110-nucleotide messenger RNA. It is a transcript of the gene WRKY21, whose product is annotated as WRKY DNA-binding protein 21. Gene Ontology annotation, biological process: regulation of DNA-templated transcription. The transcript has 3 exons. The coding region runs from base 474 to 1616 and encodes 380 amino acids. NCBI's taxonomy places the organism in Eukaryota, Viridiplantae, Streptophyta, Magnoliopsida, Brassicales, Brassicaceae. The record is from RefSeq and is marked reviewed. Gene Ontology annotation, cellular component: nucleus. Gene Ontology annotation, molecular function: sequence-specific DNA binding; calmodulin binding; DNA-binding transcription factor activity.
GUUUGUUUUGGGGUAAAAAAGAAAAUCAUAAGGAUGCUUUCAAUAUUUGUUUUGUUUUGGUUGAGUGAUUGCUGAAGCCAACUUAAAAGAGAGAGAAGAGAAGAGUGACUCUGUGUGUGUGUGCAAGAAAGUCUUCUCUUUCACACCUUUCGUUUUCUCGAACCUCUCCUUUAAAGAUGGUGGAGGAAUCUUGGGUUUGACAACUCAUUAACACUGACCCUCUUUUUAGCUCUACAAGCAUCCAAGGAACCCCUCUUACUUUUCCCUCUUCUUCAUUCCCUCUCUCUCUAUAUCUCCCAAUUCCUUCUCUUUUUUUAACCUUGAUCUUCUUCUUAUAAGAGACUCAGAGCUGUUCUUCAAGAUGGGAUUGUGUAAGCUUGAAACUUGACUAUCUGGGUCUCUCCCAUUUUCUGUUCUCUUUUGUAUUCUGAGUGAAAGUUUUGUUUUCUGGGGGAAAAAAUUAGGGUUCUUAGAUGGAGGAGAUAGAAGGAACAAACAGAGCAGCUGUUGAGAGUUGUCAUAGAGUUCUUAAUCUUUUACAUAGAUCACAGCAACAAGAUCAUGUUGGUUUUGAAAAGAAUUUAGUAUCUGAAACUAGAGAAGCUGUGAUUAGGUUCAAGAGAGUUGGGAGUUUGUUAAGCAGUAGUGUUGGUCAUGCUAGGUUUAGAAGAGCUAAGAAACUUCAGAGUCAUGUCUCUCAAAGUCUCUUACUUGAUCCAUGUCAACAAAGGACAACAGAAGUUCCAUCAUCAUCUUCUCAGAAAACACCGGUACUCCGGUCUGGUUUCCAGGAAUUGAGCUUGAGACAACCUUCAGAUUCACUCACUUUAGGGACUCGCUCUUUUAGUUUAAACUCAAAUGCUAAAGCUCCUCUCCUUCAGCUUAAUCAGCAGACAAUGCCUCCUUCGAAUUAUCCUACUUUGUUUCCAGUACAACAACAACAACAACAACAACAACAACAACAACAGCAGGAGCAGCAGCAGCAGCAGCAGCAGCAACAGCAACAGUUUCAUGAACGGUUACAAGCUCACCAUCUUCAUCAGCAACAGCAGCUACAGAAACAUCAAGCUGAGCUUAUGCUUAGGAAAUGCAAUGGUGGGAUAAGUUUGAGUUUCGAUAACUCUAGUUGUACUCCAACUAUGUCAUCCACUAGGUCCUUUGUUUCUUCACUUAGCAUAGAUGGUAGUGUUGCUAAUAUAGAGGGAAAGAACUCCUUCCAUUUUGGGGUUCCUAGUUCAACUGAUCAGAAUUCACUACAUUCUAAGAGGAAAUGCCCCUUGAAAGGAGAUGAACAUGGAAGCUUAAAAUGCGGGAGCUCUAGCCGAUGCCACUGCGCUAAGAAGAGGAAACAUCGGGUUAGGAGAUCGAUUAGAGUACCGGCUAUAAGUAACAAGGUUGCAGAUAUCCCUCCUGAUGAUUAUUCAUGGCGAAAAUAUGGUCAGAAGCCCAUCAAGGGCUCUCCUUAUCCCAGAGGAUAUUACAAAUGUAGUAGCAUGAGAGGUUGUCCAGCGAGGAAGCAUGUUGAGAGAUGUUUGGAAGAUCCGGCAAUGCUUAUUGUUACUUAUGAAGCAGAGCAUAACCACCCGAAAUUGCCAUCUCAAGCUAUAACAACUUAACUCUCGUUUAUCUUUGCGGUCCAGCAUAAACCUUCUCAUGUAUGUUGUUCUCUUUUGUGCGCGAUGAUCGGCUUUGGGGUUGCUGCAAUGUUGUGAUAUAUGGAUCGGGGUAAGUGCUUUUGUUGGGGUGGAUUUGCUUGUGAGAGUUUGCUGCAAUUGUUGGAUUUUGAGCUAUAUAUGGGGUAAAUGUAGGAUUGGUCAAGACUCUUUUUCUGUUUCUCAAGUUUAUUGGUCUUAAUGAUUAAAAGUUUAAUGGUUUGUUUCUGGCUAUGUAUCUUUUUUUUCUUCUCAAGUGGCUUUUUCUUUUAUGAUUGGUACUGUUAGAAUUUGGAGAUUGUUGCUAAGUAACUUAAUCAUUUAGCAAGGUAGCUUAAAUCUAAGAUGAUUAGGGAUAAAGAAUAUUGGAUUCUGUUCUGAGUUUAGAGAAUAUUGGAUUCUGUUCUGAGUUUAGAGAAUAUUGAAUUCAUGUAUCAAGCAUAAUGAAUGAAACUUAU